AACAGAGGCUGCUUCGUGCAGAAAAAACUCACAACCACACGGUCCAGCAUCAGAGCAGCACACAGGUUGAUCACCUGAAGAGCAAGAGAGAGGAUGGACGCCGCAUACAAGAGGAUCAAUGGGAGCUACGGGCAAGAGACAGAGGAGCGAGGCACAGGGAGGAGAAGGGGCUCCAUGUACCUGGAAGAAGAGACCAACAAGAAGUCAGAGGUCAUCUCCUGCAUCUUCUCCCUGAAGGAGGAAGUCGGGGCUUUAGCCAGAGGCCUGCGUCUUUUCGAGGAGAAGGGCAUCAACCUGACGCACAUCGAGUCCCGUCCGUCGCGUAUGAACAAGGACCAGUACGAGUUCUUCAUCACUCUGGACGCCACCUGCUCCCAGGCCCUGGACGAGGUCAUCGACGGCCUGCGCACUGAAAUCAGCGGCCACGUGCACGAGCUAUCACGCAGCAAAGAGAAGGACACGGUGCCAUGGUUCCCUAAUGACAUCCAGGACUUGGACCGCUUCGCCAACCAGAUCCUCAGUUACGGCUCCGAGCUGGACGCCGAUCACCCGGGCUUUACAGAUCCAGUGUACAGAGCCCGCAGGAAGGAGUUUGCUGACAUCGCCUACAACUACAGACAUGGCCAACCCAUCCCUCGAGUGGAGUACACAGAGGAGGAAAGGCUCACAUGGGGUAAGGUGUUCAAGGAGCUGAAGACUCUGUACCCGACACACGCCUGCCGCGAACACAACCGGGUUUUCCCCCUGCUGGAGAAAUACUGCGGCUACAGGCAGGACAACAUCCCACAGCUGGAGGACGUGUCCCGCUUCCUGCAGUCGUGCACGGGCUUCCGGCUUCGCCCGGUGGCCGGCCUCCUCUCGUCCCGUGACUUCCUGGCUGGACUCGCCUUCCGCGUCUUUCAUUCCACGCAGUACAUUCGUCACGGCUCCAAGCCCACGUACACACCUGAGCCGGAUAUCUGCCAUGAGCUCCUGGGACACGUCCCGCUGUUCGCUGACCCUAGUUUUGCCCAAUUCUCUCAGGAAAUCGGUCUCGCCUCACUCGGUGCCCCCGACGAGUACAUUGAGAAACUUGCUACGGUGUACUGGUUCACUGUGGAGUUCGGCCUGUGUAAGCAGGGCUCAGAGGUCAAAGCUUACGGAGCUGGCUUGCUUUCAUCGUUUGGAGAGCUGCAGUACUGCUUGACAGACCAGCCCAAAGUCCUGCCCUUCGACCCCGACAAGACGUCCCUCCAGAAAUACCCGAUCACAGAGUACCAGCCUAUUUACUUUGUCGCGGAGAGCUUUGAGGAUGCCAAAGAGAAAGUCAGGAAAUUUGCAGGCACCAUCCCCAGGCCUUUCACAGUGCGCUACAAUGCCUACACCCAGAGUAUCGAAGUGCUGGACAACACCCAGCAGCUCAGGAACUUGGCCGACAGCAUCAAUAGUGAAAUGGGGAAAUUGUGCGAAGCCCUGCGGAAACUGGAGUAACCACACGUGAAGCCCCCGAGAAUCUCAUUUCACGUUAUUCAUUUCUGACACGGUCAACUUGUGGUUCAGUGUGCACUUGAAUGGGCUUUCUUUGUAUUAAAACAAAAAUAUGCAAGUCAAAUAAUGACAAUAUUACUGUAAUCCGAUUAGUAUAUUAGUGAAUAUCUAGUGUAGACUUAUAUUGUAGCAUUAUAAGGAAUUUAUCUGUACUGUCAUCAUUAUUAUCUUACGAAUGUAACUUUAAUUAUUUUAAAAUCCAUCAUGUAAACAUUAAAUUUUGCUUCUAAUAUGCACAACAGCUGAACUAAUCAGAUUUUCUUUCCCAUGCAAACCUGAAAGUACAUUGAUAGACAAUCUUUGGUGCUGGCUUCUAUUUCUAGCUUGGCUAAACAAAAUGUUUUGUACAUGCAUGAUAUGUUUUAAUUAACCAAAUAAACUCUUCUUUCUUUCUAUUG
Messenger RNA from Larimichthys crocea (large yellow croaker), 1925 nucleotides. RefSeq names its product phenylalanine hydroxylase (gene pah). The transcript has 13 exons. NCBI's taxonomy places the organism in Eukaryota, Metazoa, Chordata, Actinopteri, Sciaenidae. Gene Ontology annotation, biological process: L-tyrosine biosynthetic process; L-phenylalanine catabolic process. The record is from RefSeq and is a predicted model, not a curated record. The coding region runs from base 94 to 1470 and encodes 458 amino acids. Gene Ontology annotation, molecular function: phenylalanine 4-monooxygenase activity; iron ion binding.